ACGAUACUACAAUUGAUUUCUAUUGCAAGGCCAACAAUGGCGUCUAGGGUUUCCUUGAAGAGCAGCAGUGGCAAGGGCAAAAAGGCAGCGAAGUCGCAGGAAGAAGGAUCAUCCAAGAUUAAGCUCGUAAAGGAGUGGAGUACGUGGGCGAUGAAGAAGGCUAAGGUUAUCACUCACUAUGGCUUUAUCCCUCUUGUGAUCAUCGUCGGCAUGAACUCCGAGCCCAAGCCACACCUCUAUCAGCUCCUCAGCCCCGUCUGAUCUUCUCACUCUCUCUCUAUUUUCAUCGUUAUUUCUGUCCGAUUAUGCUUUGCCUUUCUUGCCCUAUUCGUCGAAUUCACACCGCUUUAUUUUGCUUUACUGAAACCUUGUGGGUUUUAUUGUAAGACUAUUGGUUAAUGUGUUAGAAUUUUAUAUGGAAUAUUGAUAGUUGAUUUCAGUUUCAUGUUCACCUUU
Messenger RNA from Tripterygium wilfordii, 456 nucleotides. RefSeq names its product mitochondrial import receptor subunit TOM7-1-like. Gene Ontology annotation, cellular component: mitochondrial outer membrane translocase complex. Gene Ontology annotation, biological process: protein import into mitochondrial matrix. The record is from RefSeq and is a predicted model, not a curated record. Lineage: Eukaryota; Viridiplantae; Streptophyta; Magnoliopsida; Celastrales; Celastraceae. The coding region runs from base 37 to 261 and encodes 74 amino acids. The transcript has a single exon.